AUGCGCGAACCGAUGGUCGAUGCACCGGGACUCAGUGGUGGAAGGGGCAUGUUCAAGAGGUUGAUUGUUGCAUGUGACGGAACCUGGCUAAACUCAGAUGAUGGAACCAAGAACGGGACUCUUUCCAUCCCAAGUAACAUCACUCGGAUAUCAAGAGCCAUCAAGGCGGUCAGCCAGGAUGGCAUCCAGCAAAUUGUGAACUAUCACCAGGGAAUUGGGACCGAAGGUGGAAAACUCUCUCGCUUAGUUGGGGGCGCCACAGGCAAAGGCCUCAGCGAGGAUGUUCGAGAAGCCUACUCAUUCCUUGCCAACAACUAUCACCCAGGAGACGAGAUUUUCUUGCUAGGGUUCUCAAGAGGCGCGUUUACUGCGCGUAGUAUCGCAGGCUUGAUCGGAGAGAUUGGGCUUCUCACAAAGAAGGGCUUGAAUACCCUACCAGAAGUGUACGAAGAUGUUCAAAACCGGCGGAACCCCGACUAUCGCCCAAAACAUGAGGACGUACCAUUUCCCCGGAAACCAAGCGCAGAUGACCCACGAUACGCAGAAGAACUAGAGCGCAGAGGACUGACCAGACUCGACAUUCCUAUCAAAUGCAUAGCGGUGUGGGACACGGUUGGCAGUCUUGGCAUACCCCGGAUUGGCAAGCUGCAACGCCUGGGGCUGCAAAUGAAGCAGUCAAAGGCAACAACUUUCUAUGACACCAAGCUCUCCAACUGCAUCGAAAAUGCAUUUCAAGCGCUUGCCCUGGAUGAGAAUCGGUCAUCGUUUUCCCCUGCUGUCUGGGAAAAGCCCGAGGGCAACCGUACGACCCUCCGCCAAGUAUGGUUCCCUGGUGCGCAUGCCAAUGUAGGCGGUGGUUACGAUGACAUGCAAAUCGCGAAUAUUAGUCUUGCGUGGAUGAUGAGUCAACUCGAGCCAUUCCUGGAUUUACGGUCUGAAUAUCUUUUCGAACAAGACGAUCUGAAUGAGAAGUAUUACAAAAAGGAGGAAGGCGCCAUCAGACCGUGGAGUUUUGGCAAAAUCUAUAAUGAGCUGAAGGGUGCCUUUGCGUUGGGUGGCAGUACUGCACGCAGACCAGGUCAAUACACGUCAGUAGAUCCCUUCUCAGGCCGGGCAACAGACCGCCCCCUCCGCCAAACAAACGAAUACAUCCACCCCUCAGUACGCACACGUUACCGUCUCGAAGGCCCCGGGAUCCAAGACCGCGGUCUCUACGAAGCCCGCGCUCUAACAGACAGCUACAAACUCGUUGUCGACUACGGCACCAACAACUCGCGAGCCGGCGACGCCGAAGUCUACUGGAAAAUCAAAUGGAGAGACACCAUGGCUGUUAAAGUGCUUCCCGAAGCCCCAUUAUGGCGCCUAGAACGUGAACUCGCCAAACGCGAUCCAGCCACAUACGACUACAUCAAGAAACCCCCCGCAACGACUUCAACGCGGAGUAAACGCAGGACUGCACGGCCCCUAUCAGCGGAUUUCUCGGCUAGUAAAGUUGGGGGUGGACUUGCUAGUCCUACGUCAACGAGGAAGACGAGGAGGGAUACGUUUUCUCCUAGAUCGACGUUUCCAGCGGAGGAUCGGGGGCCCCCACCGAGACGAAGCAAUACCAAGGUUGAGCGGCCGAGGAGUAGGAGUCGGGCGAGGAGUGUGGAGUUUGCUAGUGAUCGGGAGACGGAUAUUAGGGAGAGUAUGCCCCACCGGAGAGAGAAGGAUAAGGCGUGGUGGGAAGGGAGGCGGUAG
Alternaria atra is the source of this 1740-nucleotide messenger RNA. RefSeq lists its product as uncharacterized. The transcript is spliced from 2 exons. The record is from RefSeq and is a predicted model, not a curated record. NCBI's taxonomy places the organism in Eukaryota, Fungi, Ascomycota, Dothideomycetes, Pleosporales, Pleosporaceae. The coding region runs from base 1 to 1740 and encodes 579 amino acids.